Messenger RNA from Cylas formicarius (sweet potato weevil), 868 nucleotides. RefSeq names its product piggyBac transposable element-derived protein 4-like. The record is from RefSeq and is a predicted model, not a curated record. NCBI's taxonomy places the organism in Eukaryota, Metazoa, Arthropoda, Insecta, Coleoptera, Brentidae.
UAAUGUAUACGUUGGGAAGGAAACAGAUGCUGAUAGUAAUAAAAAAACCCUUCUGGGAAUCACAGGUGAAGUUGUCGUUAAAUUAAUGACGCCAUACCUGGAUAAGGGCCAUUCCCUUUAUACGGAUAAUUUUUAUACAAGCCCUGCAUUGUCUCUUUUUCUGCUUGAUAGAAAAACCAACACCUGUAGAACAGUUCGCCAGACACGAAGAGGUAUGCCAGAUCCAAAAGGAAAACUAAAUAAAGGAGAGAUAUCUUGGAAAAGUUCUGAGAAGCUAUUCGCACUGAAAUGGAAGAAAGACCGUCAGGAUGUGACUAUGCUUUCUACGAUUCAUGAGAACAAGAUGAUUACCCUACCAAAAUUGGACCGAAAAACAGGAGAAAAUAUACGAAAACCAUUGUGUAUACUAGAUUACAAUAAAAAGAUGGAAGCAGUCGACCGGUCAGAGUUAGUCACCAGCAUAGAUUCCAUGAGGAAGAAUAUAAAGUGGUAUAAAAAAUUGUUUUUCCACUGUAUGGACCUAUGUAUUCUGAAUUCACAUGCAUUGUUUCUGACACAAAAUGGAAAGUAUAUUCCCUUAGCAGUAUUCCACUUGAAGGUUAUUCGUCAGUUGUUAGAAAGAGAUGUCCUUGAGCGUAGAGAGCCACAAGUUGUUCCUUCUGCCAAGAAAAGGCUAAUAGAGCGCCACUUUCCGUCCUUAGUUCCUGCUACAGAGAAAUCAAAAAGACCUAUGAGGCGCUGCGUUGUUUGUGCGACACAACGUGGAGAGAAAAAGAGGAAAGAGUCUCGAUAUAUAUGUAAUGAAUGUAAUGUGGGUUUAUGCAUCGUUCCUUGCUUUGAGACAUACCACACCAUUAAAAAAUUUUAA